UUCAGACCUUUCCGUUUUGCACUGGCGAUGAUUUUUGCAAUCGAAGAAAUAAAUAACAAUACAGCUUUACUUCCUGGUGUCACACUGGGAUACCGCAUAUACGAUUCCUGUACGUUGACCCCGUUUUCGGUAAAAGCAGCCAUGGCGUUUCUGAACAAACUUGAGGCAACUGCGUCCUCUGCUAACUGUAAAAGCUCCUCCACUGUUUCUGCGAUUGUUGCUGAUGCUGGAUCCACGCAGUCUUUAGCAAUAGCACCUUCCAUCGGUACCUUCAGAAUCCCUAUGGUUAGUUAUUUUUCUACGUGCGCCUGCCUGAGCAAUAGAAAGGAAUAUCCGUCAUUUUUUCGAACAAUACCGAGUGAUUACUAUCAGGCUAGAGCAUUAGCCCAGCUGGUGAAACAUUUUGGAUGGACCUGGAUCGGGACAGUUAAGAGCGACAAUGACUACGGAAACUUUGGAAUGCAAGCCUUUGAAGAGGCAGUCCAACAAUUAGGUGUUUGUAUUGCAUUUUCCGAGUCGUUUCAUAUAGCAGACGCUCGAGAGAAAUUACUGAAAACAAUUGACACCAUCAAAACCUCUUCUACAAAAGUUGUCGUUGCGUUUGUCGGUGACACAAACAUGCGUGCUCUGCUAACAGAAAUGAUUAGACAAAAUGUCAGCGGCAUACAAUGGAUUGGAAGCGAAUCAUGGGUUUCCACGUUGCUUCUUCCUCCGAAGGAAAGUAAAAAGAUUGCUUCUGGUGCAAUUGGAGUUGCAAUUCGCAAAGUCAGAAUACCAGGAUUGAGGGAGUUCUUGAUGAAAGUUCAUCCAUCCCUGUAUCCAGGGAACCCCUUGGUGAAAAAGUUUUGGGAAAGUUGUUUCGGCUGCACUCUAGGUGGUGGGAACAAAACGGAUUCUCGAAAAAACGAAUCCGGUCUUAAGAAAUGCACAGGGAGAGAAAAUCUACAGAAUGUACGAAACGAAUUUACUGAAGUGUUGGAGUACAGAGUCACUUACAACGUGUACAAAGCAACUUAUGCUAUAGUUCAUGCACUUCACAAUAUGGCAUCGUGUAAAGCUGGCGAAGGACCUUUCUCCAAUGGGAGCUGUGCAAAUGUUUCACAUUUUCAAGCAUGGCAGUUACUGUAUUACAUGAGAACAGUGAAUUUCAUAACCAAGAUCGGCGAAAAGGUUGAUUUUGAUGAAAACGGAGACCCUGUCCCGUCAUAUGACAUUGUAAACUGGCAACCAAAUGCCCUCGGUGCUCUUGAUAUUGUAAAUGUUGGGCACUAUGAUGGGUCAGCUCGUGCUGGAGAGGAAUUUUCGAUAACAGACGAGGCAAUUGUUUGGAGUGGCAAUCAGAAGUCGGUCCCUAAAGCUGUUUGUUCUGAAAGCUGCCAUCAAGGAACAAGGAAAGCAGGAAGAAAAGGGCAACCCAUUUGUUGUUUUGAUUGCAUACAAUGUGCGCAAGGUGAAAUAAGUAACAUGACUGAUUCCGUUCAUUGCAUAAAAUGUCCACUGGAAUUCAAAUCAAAUGAAAGACAGGAUCAGUGUGUUCCCAAGGAAAUUGAGUUUCUUUCCUUUUUCGAGACGUUGGGAAUCAUUCUGGUGAUACUGGCAUUGUUGGGAGCCUGCACCACCAUCGGCACAUUUGCAAUAUUCUACAUCUACCGACACACUCCGAUUGUUAAAGCUAAUAACUCUGAGUUAAGCUUCCUUCUUCUUUUUGCCCUGACACUUUGUUUUCUGUCUUCAAUUACAUUCAUCGGUGAACCUUCAGUUUGGUCUUGUAUGCUCUGCCAUGUAGCAUUUGGUAUUAGUUUUGUUCUUUGCAUUUCUUGUGUAUUGAGUAAAACAAUUGUUGUGGUGAUGGCAUUCAAAGCAACAUUUCCCAGCAAUAAUAUGAUGAAGUGGUUUGGACCAAGACAACAACGGCUGAUGGUUUACAUCCUCACACUGGUACAAUGUGUAAUAUGUACUGCCUGGUUAAUUGCAUUUCCACCUUAUCCAUUGAAAAACACUAGUCACUCUAAUGAGAUAAUCGUGUUUGAAUGUAAUGUAGGUUCUUCGUUAGCCUUCUAUUGUGUGCUCGGUUAUAUUGGAUUUCUAUCCUGCGUGUGUUUUGUGGUAGCUUUUAUUGCUCGACAACUUCCAGAUAACUUCAAUGAAGCUAAACACAUAACGUUUAGCAUGCUUAUCUUUUGCGCAGUUUGGAUAACUUUCAUUCCAGCGUACAUAAGUUCGCCAGGGAAAUAUGCUGUGGCGGUUGAAGUAUUUGCUAUAUUGGCCUCCAGCUUUGGUCUUCUUAUUUGCAUUUUUGCUCCAAAAUGUUAUAUUAUUCUUCUGAAGAAAGAAGACAAUACAAAGAGGAACAUGAUGGGCUCAGUGGCUUCCAAAAACUGUUGA
This is a messenger RNA of Hemiscyllium ocellatum (epaulette shark), 2385 nucleotides long. RefSeq names its product extracellular calcium-sensing receptor-like. NCBI's taxonomy places the organism in Eukaryota, Metazoa, Chordata, Chondrichthyes, Orectolobiformes, Hemiscylliidae. Bases 28 to 2385 code for a protein of 785 amino acids. Gene Ontology annotation, molecular function: G protein-coupled receptor activity. The record is from RefSeq and is a predicted model, not a curated record. Gene Ontology annotation, cellular component: membrane. The transcript has 5 exons. Gene Ontology annotation, biological process: G protein-coupled receptor signaling pathway.